UCAAACUUGAAAGUCAUCCAAAAGACCACUUAGUCGACAACCAAACACCGGGUACACGUGUAACCACGUCAUUGGCUUGUAACACGAGAAAAGUUUGGUUCCAGCGUGAAUAGCUCUCUACCGCACCUAUUUUUCGGAGGUAAGAAUCCGACACACCCACCAAUUUGUUAUCAGUUAGUUGUCUAAUCUCUCGCUCCAUUCCUCUUUCGUCUGCAACGUUAACGGUCAAAGUUCGAAAGAACCUGAUCAAUAUGACGAUUCUACCCUCCAUGGACCGCAAGUGUCGCCGGAGCCCUAGAAUUCCUCUCCUACCCCAGAAGGACGACGACCGCGAGCCACUCGAAUCCGGUUUCGACGGCGCGUCGUUUUCCGGCGCCGUCUUCAACCUCUCCACGACGAUAGUCGGCGCCGGAAUCAUGGCUCUCCCGGCGGCGGUGAAGCAGCUGGGGAUGAUUCCGGGCCUGGUCAUGAUCGUUCUCGGAUCGAUGUUGACGGAGGCCUCCAUCGGCAUGAUCUUGAGGUUUACUCGAGCUUCCAAGGCGGCCACGUAUCCGGGUCUCGUCGGCGACGCCUUCGGCGGUGCCGCCCGGACCCUUCUUCAGGUCUGCAUUGUCGUCAACAAUAUGGGCAUGCUCGUCGUCUACAUGAUCAUCAUCGGGGAUGUGUUAUCAGGGACGUGGUCGGGGAUGGUCCACCACUUGGGUGUGAUAGAAGAAUGGUUUGGUCAACACUGGUGGACUACACGCUCCUCCUUGCUACUACUUACCACCCUCCUUGUUUUUUCACCACUUAUUUCAUUCAAGCGCGUCGAUUCAUUGAGAUACACGUCGGCAUUGUCGGUGGGCUUGGCCAUUGUGUUUGUCAUCAUCACAGCUGGAGUAGCAAUGGUUAAGUUGAUGAAUGGAAGCAUUGGAAUGCCACGGUUGAUGCCAAAACUCGUUGAUCAGGUGUCAUUUUGGAAGCUUUUUACAACUGUCCCAGUUCUAGUCACUGCCUACAUCUGCCAUCAUAAUAUUCACCCUAUAGAGAAUGAACUUAAAGACCCCGUGCAAAUGAAGUUGAUAACAAGAACGUCACUUGCAUUAUGCUCAACUGUCUAUGUUGCUACCAGUUUCUUUGGAUUUCUACUCUUUGGGGAUCAGACUUUGGAUGAUGUACUAGCAAAUUUUGAUGGCGAUCUUGGGAUUCCAUAUGGGUCAUUGCUUACUGAUGUCGUUAGGGUGAGCUAUGGCAUCCACUUGAUGCUUGUUUUUCCCAUUGUGUUUUACUCUCUUCGCCUCAAUGUUGAUGGUCUUCUCUUUCCUUAUGCGCUUCCAAUUGCAUUCAACAAUCGGAGGUUCUUCUCAGUAACUGCAGCACUCAUGGGUUUUAUUUUCAUGGGAGCUAAUUUUGUGCCUAGCAUCUGGGAUGCAUUUCAGUUUACUGGUGCCACAGCAGCAACCUCUGUUGGAUUCAUCUUUCCAGCUGCAAUUGUGCUUAGGGAUAUUCAUGGAAUUGCAACAAAGAAUGAUAGGUUCAUAUCAUGGUUGAUGAUCCUAUUAGCCGUCUCAUCAAGCAUCAUGGCCAUCUCAAGUGAUAUCUACAGCAUUUUCAGGAGCGAUAAAGAAGGUGGAAGCUAACCUUAUGAGGAGAAUAACUGUCUCGUUACUCUGACCCCAAACAUUCACGUGGGGUCUUUGAAAAUUCAGAAGAACAAAGCUGAACUGCUAAAACGAACAAGGUUCGAGGUUUCUUAUCUCAUUAUUUAGAACUCCAAUUUUGUAUUGCUCAAUGCAAGUCACUUCAUCUCAUGGCAGAAAACUGUUCCUUUUCCUUUAAAAAAGAAAAAAGAAAACUAAAAGAGAACAUACGUUGACACGGGUAAAACAUAGAUUACAGUGGAUAUAAAGUUGAGUUACUGAUAGAUGGUUUCUAUGAGAUGCAAAUCGAUGGAGCAAUUGUACCGAAUUAGAUCUUAUUUAAAAAUUUAGUGUAAAUGAGAGCGU
Molecule: messenger RNA, 1985 nt
Organism: Morus notabilis
Lineage: Eukaryota; Viridiplantae; Streptophyta; Magnoliopsida; Rosales; Moraceae
Product: amino acid transporter AVT6A
Exons: 5
Coding region: 252-1619 (455 amino acids)
Biological process (GO): amino acid transmembrane transport
Molecular function (GO): amino acid transmembrane transporter activity
Source: RefSeq, a predicted model, not a curated record